Messenger RNA from Caenorhabditis briggsae, 1356 nucleotides. Bases 1 to 1356 code for a protein of 451 amino acids. The transcript is spliced from 8 exons. Gene Ontology annotation, biological process: endoplasmic reticulum unfolded protein response. Gene Ontology annotation, cellular component: endoplasmic reticulum. The record is from RefSeq and is a predicted model, not a curated record. Gene Ontology annotation, molecular function: protein binding. NCBI's taxonomy places the organism in Eukaryota, Metazoa, Nematoda, Chromadorea, Rhabditida, Rhabditidae.
AUGAUUGACAUUGAUGAAGUCAGCUUGCCGGUGCUCAUCGCUGGCUUUGUCGGUUUCGUCACAGUUAUGGGAGGAUUCAUUAUAUAUGUGGCAAAACAAGAGAAGAAAGGAGAACAGGAGGAAAUUGAUGUUGUGAUGGACGAAGUCACCGAAACCGUGAUCAGCGAGGAGCCAGGAAAGAAGAGCAAGCAUCAAAGGAAGAAUGAUCAGUGGAAGACAAAAGAUCCGUCUUUCUCACAUGCAUGGAAUGUAUCUGUCUUGAAAGGACAUACAAAGGAUGUGACGGAUAUUGCGUUUGCCUCGGACGGAAAGAAGUUCGUUUCGAUUUCAGGAGAUCGCACAGUGUUUCUUUGGGAUGUGAGAGAUUUCGAGAACAAGGAGCAUAAGUCAGUUCGGCAGACUCUGGAUUAUGACACUCCGACGCGGGUUGUGUUCGCUCCGGAUUGCAAAAGCGUUGUUUUCAGUGUGAAGCGCGAUAACAAUAUCUGCGUCUAUAGGCUGGUAAAGAAGGCGGAAGGAUCUGGAUCGCACCAUUUUGCGCAUAUCGAAAAUCUCCAAUUUGAACGAGUUCAUCAAGUCGACAUUCAAAAUAUCGGAAUAGCAGGAAAUGCCAAAUAUUUGAUGAGCGCAGCUCUGGACAACAAAAUCUGCUUGUAUGAUCUUCAUGGUCAUCUUCUAAAAUCGAUCGACGCCAAAGUGAGCAGUUUGCACGAUUGCCGUCUUUCUCCAGAUGGCCGGUUUAUCAUCGCAUCCGGAUUCACACCCGAUGUUUUCGUGUUCGAACCAGUGUUUUCUAGAGAUGGAGUUUUCCAAAGUGCGAAAAAAGUAUUCGCACUCAGUGGACAACAGUCAGGUGUUCUCGGUGCUGCUUUCAAUGCUACUUCAACUCGUGCAGUGACAAUCUCAAGAGACGGAAAGUGGAGAAUUUUCGACACAGACAUUCGCUAUGAGGCCGGGCAAGAUGCCAAGAUAAUUAGAGAGGGAAGCUGGGAGCCAUUGCGAGGAGCAACAAGCGAAAAGGUGAAAUUAGAAAUGAGUCCAAGUGGUGACUCGUUUGCCGUCUCCUUCACAACUGACCUCAAAGUGUUCUCUUCGGAGGACGAAACAAAGGAUUAUCCAGAAUUAAAAUACAUUUGCUCUACGACUAUCAGCUCUAUCGCCUACUCCUCUGACGGAAAAUACAUCGCAACCUGUGGCGACAAAUACGUUCGUAUUAUCAGAAACGUUCCAGAGUGGCAUAGUCGAGUUGUGAAGCUGACUCGAGAACUUCCGGAGACCACACAGGAAGGAGCAAGACGUCGUAUCAAGGAGCAGAUUGAAGAAGCUCAACAACUUCUGAAGCAAUUCGACAUUUAG